Messenger RNA from Didymodactylos carnosus, 500 nucleotides. The record is from the annotation of a GenBank genome assembly. Lineage: Eukaryota; Metazoa; Rotifera; Eurotatoria; Philodinida; Philodinidae.
AUGAAACUGCUAGCGCCGCUUGAUACUGAAUUAGGGUUAGCAUGUUCAGGUUACACUCAUCAGUACCUUCAUAAAUAACUAGAGCAUAGUUAAUGACAGUAAGUACAUAGGCCUGAUGGAUAGAGCUUAGGGUCUGACGGCUCAAGUACUUCAUCGAGCCCACUGUGCGUGAACGUUUCUUGGACAUAUUAAGAAUAUGUAUCCUCCACUUAAAGUAGACGUUAGUAUCAAUCCUAAAUGAACAUGCUUUUGAACAUACGGUAGCAUAACGUUAUCAAUAAGUAAAGCAGGAUAAAGAGUCUUAACAACACUCGUAAACAACAUACGGUAUUUUGUGUACGAGUGUUACGAAUUGAAUGGCAUUCAAUGCAAGGUACCAUCUCACCGACCAUUCACUCACCUUCUUUAAGCCAUCAUUCAGUUUAGCAGCUGCUAGUACGAUAUUAUUAUUUACCUUCAUAUACAGUGAUACAUCAUCCGCAAACAUUUUGCAUGACGCU